AUGGAUGACGAGUUAAAUAUCACAUACAUAACUCUUAGCGGGUAUGUGGAAGUUAAUAAAUACAGAUAUGUUUAUUUUUUGAUUAUGUUUACUAUAUAUAUUCUAAUAAUCUGCUUUAAUUCUACUAUUGUGUACCUGAUCGUGAUUCACAAGAACCUCCAUGAACCUAUGUACAUUUUCAUUGGGGCUUUGCUUCUGAACUGUGUUCUUUACAGCACUACUAUCUACCCAAAAUUUCUGAUUGAUUUUAUAUCAGAAAAACAGAUUAUAUCUUAUUCAGCCUGCAUCUUUCAGUAUUUUAUAUUUUACUUUUUAGGUAGUUCAGAGUUCUUUCUGUUGUCAGCCAUGGCCUAUGACAGGUAUGUAUCUAUAUGUAAACCUCUGCAAUAUCCAACUAUCAUGACAAAAAACACUGUUGUUGUUUUCCUGGUUUUAGGUUGGUUUAUACCUGCUUGCCAUGUUGCAGUCCUAGCAAUAGUCAGUGCUAAAACUAAACUGUGUAACUUUACUUUAAAGGGAAUAUUUUGCAACAAUUCAAUUUACAGACUUCAAUGUGUAAGAUCAAGUUUCAUUACUACAUAUGGUGUUAUCUCUUUAUUUGAUCUUGCAAUAUUCCCUAUGCUCUUUAUAAUUUUCACCUAUACGAGGAUACUAUUAAUAUCUUAUCGAAGUUGUAAAGAAGUCAGGAAAAAAGCUGCACAGACCUGUUUACCUCACCUGAUGGUUUUAAUCAAUUUCUCCUUGUUGAGUGCAUAUGAUGUAAGUAUAGCUCGAGUGGAAUCCAACUUUUCAAAAACUGCUCGAUUAAUAAUGACUCUACAAAUAGUUUUGUAUCAUCCUUUGUUUAAUCCACUCAUAUAUGGGCUCAAAAUGAAAGAGAUUUCUAAACACCUCAAAAGGUUGUUUUGUCCAGACAAAAUCAUCUGAUGUUUUAACAAAGAUUUUGUAAAGUGCUGUCAUUUCUUCUGAACUAAUCAUGCAGAGAUGUGAAAUCUUGAAUGGUAUUUUAUGUACAUUUGUUUCCAUGACCGUUUACUGUUAAUUAUGGAAACAGUAAAGAGUAUCUUGAAAUUGAACCAUAUAAUAACU
Seriola aureovittata is the source of this 1089-nucleotide messenger RNA. RefSeq names its product olfactory receptor 13C2-like. Gene Ontology annotation, cellular component: membrane. NCBI's taxonomy places the organism in Eukaryota, Metazoa, Chordata, Actinopteri, Carangiformes, Carangidae. Bases 1 to 927 code for a protein of 308 amino acids. The transcript has a single exon. Gene Ontology annotation, biological process: G protein-coupled receptor signaling pathway. The record is from RefSeq and is a predicted model, not a curated record. Gene Ontology annotation, molecular function: olfactory receptor activity; G protein-coupled receptor activity.